Messenger RNA from Loxodonta africana (African savanna elephant), 11410 nucleotides. RefSeq names its product MHC class I polypeptide-related sequence B-like. The record is from RefSeq and is a predicted model, not a curated record. Lineage: Eukaryota; Metazoa; Chordata; Mammalia; Proboscidea; Elephantidae. Bases 2368 to 3570 code for a protein of 400 amino acids. Gene Ontology annotation, biological process: immune response; antigen processing and presentation of endogenous peptide antigen via MHC class I via ER pathway, TAP-independent; positive regulation of T cell mediated cytotoxicity. Gene Ontology annotation, cellular component: external side of plasma membrane. Gene Ontology annotation, molecular function: peptide antigen binding; signaling receptor binding. The transcript has 6 exons.
AUCCAAGCCCGGAACCGAGCCUUCAAAGAAAGGGGUACUUGGCUGUAUGUCUCCUUGCAAUCAUCUGUAAAUGCCUUGGAACAAAUUAGUUCAUUACUAUUAUUAAAGCAUUGAAAGUGUGGGGAGGGGCGAGCUGAGGGAGCUUGCUGGAGAGCCACCCCUAGGAAGUCCCUUAAAAAAAAAAAAUCCCUUAGAGGGGUCCUUAUCCCGGAGGACAGGGCUCAGGACCAGCUGUCAGGGUGGCUGGGUUCCAUCUCCCUCUCUGCCCCUCACCACCCUGUGACCUCUGGCAGUUAAAACAAUCUGAGAAUGAAUUUUUCUCAUCUGUCAAAUAAGGACAGGACCCUCAGUCCUUGCUUUACUAAAAAAAUCGUGGUGGUCAAGUUAAAUACUUAAUACAUGCAGAUGUAAAAAUCUAGAGAAUGGUUUUAAGUUUGUGAGGCAUGACUUACUUCCAUGCACAGGGAAAGUGUAGGCUAGGGGCUUUGGGGGAAUGUUUAGGAACGUCAGGCAGAGUUCCACUUCAGUAAAUCAUGUGUUGUGCAUCUCCUGUGUGCAAGGCCUUGUGGUGGGCUUUGCAGAGGAAUCAGAGAUGACACGGACACACUUCUUAAUCCUGGGGGGUAGUUCAUUGUCCAGUGGGGGAAUUACAAGAUGGGCUGUAAGGCAGGGCCCAAUUGAUGCCAUCAGGGAGGUUCACACCAUGGGCUAGAUAAGUGGUCCUAAAUCUUGCUUGCACACUGGAAUCACUCCAGAGCUUUCAAAGAUAGUAAGGCCUGGGUCCAAAGAAAGGGAUUCUCAUUCAGUAGAUUUUGGCCAUAGCCUGGGCAUAAAGAUUCAAAAAGUCCCCAGGUGGUUUUAAUAAAUAGCCACUUUUGAGGACCACUAGCUAGAUGUUCCAAAGACCAAGAGAGGUGUGUGGGGAUGAGGCGAAGCUUUCAGGUUGACAUUAUUGUUAUUGUUACUCUUACAUAAUUCACAAACUGUAAAAUUCUCAUUUAAAAAUUCCCCUUUGAAGUGUACAAUUCGCUGGUUUUUAGUGUAUUCACCAGGUUGUGCAACCAUCACCACUAUGCAAUUAGAAUGAUCUUUAAGGAUGUAGAAAGGUCUGAUGAUGGGCCACAAGGCAGAGGUGAGUAAGACUGCUGCAGCAGUGGUUUCCCGGUGGACAGGGUAAGAUUGGAGGAGCCCAUUUCUGACAGCAAAUUAGGGGAGAUGUCACCAGGGAAAUUGGCUGUGAUGCCAGGUAGCAGGUUGGCGCUGCUGUGCUGGGCUUUCCAAGGUAGGACAGAGGCGCUAUGUGUUGAAUUUAGCAGAUGGGGACCCGUAGAUGGCUUUGGAAUGCUGGGGUUUUAUCUGGUGCAGGCAUGGUUUUCAGGAGUCUGUGCAGUAUUUAUUGUAGGCUGAAAUGAGAUGAAAGCCUGGACUUGGGUGGUGGUAGAGGGUUUGGAAAAGGGGUGGAGGAGCUGCCUUUGAGUACAUGAGAGGCAAGAGAAAGGGAGAGUCAGAGGGGAUCUAGGAUGGUGAUGCUGAUGAAAGCAAUAGGGGCGGGAGAAACUUGUGUUGUGGGAUAGAUCCAAGGUUUCCUUGUAGACUUGUUGGGAUUGAGGGCAUUGGGCCUUGGAGACACAGAUAACCCUAAGGAGGAUUGGUGAAUCUCCAGACGGUUGGUGUUGGCGUGGACCAUGAGGAGUCACCUCGCUGGUCUUGUAAUCACCCAGGGGCUGCCUAGGGAGGCGGCCCUGGGCCAGCACAGACACUUCCGGGAUGUGGCCAGAAGCAGGAAGCCUGGUGAAUCUGAGACGCUGAGAGGAGUAGGGUAUUAUGGUGGCAGUAACGUCUCAGGGAAUUUGGAGUCUGAUUUAAUUGUGGAAGGUGCUUCUGAGAGGCAGGGGUGGCUGAAAUGGGAAACAGGGGGUCAGUGGUGACAUUGACAGUAAGGUUGUGAGCAGUUCAGGGAGGGCGUGUUGAAUAAUCAGGGGGUUGCCUGGUGUUGAAAUUUAUCCUGGAAGACAAGGGAGAGCGAGGCAGCAGCGUGGGGUGGCCUGGGUAAGGUAGCUUGCUUGGGAAGACUAGGGCUGCUUCAUAAGACGGUGUUGCCAUUAGGCGAGAGUGGCGGUGAUCUGGUCGUGCUUCUGGGAUUAGAGGCGGAGGCGUUCCUUGUUUGUGCCCGUCACGGUGGUAAUAGGCUCACUUGAACUUCCUAUUGGGUAGUACAAGUGUAGCUCCGCCCUGUGAACUCAGGAUUGGUUGAAAGUCGGCGGGUUGGCUUUUGGGGCUCCGGCAGGUAUUGAAGACCAAGUGUACCCGGCCGGUGGCAGCACUUUGAGCUGAGCUUCUUCUGGGAUCUUGGCGGCCUUGACCGUGAUGGGCUCGUGCUGCGUCUUUCCGGUCCUAUUCUGGGCUGCCGUUUUUGCACUCCUGGGCCCUACCUCUGGACACUACAGUCUUCUUUAUCAAAUCAAGGUGAUCUCCCAGGAUGGAUUUAUCGAACCAGGAUUCCUGGCUGAAGGAUAUUUAAAUGGAAAGCCCUACCUGCACUAUGAUCAUAAGAAAGAUAGGGCAGAGCCCCGGGGGCCUUGGGCAGAAGCCCACCUGGGAGCUGAGACCUGGGACGCAGAGAACAAGGACUUGACAGACAUGGGAAAGAAACUAAGAAUGACUCUGUCAGACAUCAUGAAGCUGCAGGAUCAGAAAGGAGGCUUGCAUUCCUUUCAGGAGAUGCUGCACUGUGAGAUCCAGGAAGACUAUAGCUCCAUGGGCAUCUGGGAUUACUGCUACGAUGGGGAGCCAUUCCUCUCCUAUGACCCGGGGACCCAGAGAUGGACGGUUCCCCUGUCCUCAACCCAGACCUUGGCACUGGAAAUCAAGAAGACAUGGGAUACAGAUGGGGAUAAACACAAAUAUUACCAUCACCAUGUGCAGGGAGAUAUUUGCAAAAGACUGCGGAGCUACUCAACCUCUGGCAGAAACUUCAUGGAGAGGACAGUGCCCCCAGCAGUGAACGUGACUGUCAGUAAGGCCGUGAAAGGCAACGUCACCCUGAUGUGCAGGGCUGCUGGCUUCUAUCCUCGGAAAAUCACACUGACCUGGCUUCAGGAUGGGGAACCCCUAAGCACGGACUCCCAGAACCACGGGUGUAUCCUGCCAGAUGGAAAUGGGACCUAUGAGACCUGGGUGUCCACAAGGCUCCCCCAAGGAGAGGAGCAGAGGUACAGCUGCCAAGUGGAACACAGUGGGAAGAACGUUACACAGCCUGUGAGCAAUGGUGGGUCCUCAGUACAAGAGAGUGGUGUACUGAAGCCAAUCGUUCUUGCUGCUGUUGGUGUUCUUGCUGUUGCUGCUAUUGUUUUUGUCCUUUGGCGGUACAAGAAGGAGAAAUCCCCAGAUGUGGAAAGCCCAGAGCAUGAGCAGCUACAAGACUCGCACCGACACCAGAAGGCAACAGGAGACCAAAAUGGCACUAUGGAGCUGGGCUCUCAUCCUCUGCUGUCAGAUUCUGAGUUAGUUGGUUCAACUGGGGGACCAAAGAGUCUGCAGCCAAGCACCCUGGAUUCAACCCCUUGCUAGCACUUCCCCAUUUAGGAACUUAAGUUUCCUGAUCUGUGAAAAAGGAAGAAUGAAGCACUGACAGUAAUAAAUUGUCUGGCCUAUGGACAGUUUAUUCUUAAGAACAGACUACUGUAAAGCCUGUUGUAUUAAAUUUUUAAGUUACUGUAUUAUUAUUAUUAUUUUUAUGUAUUAUUAUUAUUGCAUAUUAUAUUUAAGAUAUUUUGGUGUAUUUGGAAAUGUUUCUUAAGUGUUUUAUAUAAAUAAAAAAACUGCAAGGUAAAAUAUAUACUAUAUUUUUGACUGAGAAUGCUAAAUAAGAACCAUAUGUGCCUGUUUUGACUCACCUACAAAUUCGAGUUAAAGACAAACUCAGGAACAGAUCUCAUUUAUAACCCAGGGACUGCCUGUAUUUCCUCGUGUAAUCCCGAGGAUUAAAAGUGUGAGGUGUUUACAACCAGUCCCUGUUAGUUAUCAUUAUUUUUGUCAUUGUUAUCAUAAAUUAGCUUUGUCCAUAGUCUUUUUUCUGUUACACCUCUUUCUGAGCAGCCUGUUCCCAGCUGCUCUGAACCCUGAGGACCCUCACUCCCUAUCAUAAUUGUGCAUUAUCAUUUGUACUGUGUCUAUAUGAUUUUAUGUUAUCAAUAUUUAAAUGUUCUUUAAAUAUACAUAUCCAGCUCUGUGUUUGAUUUCUUGUAUCCGGGAGGGCACAGAGCAUGGGAUUUGGGGAGAAGAACUGUGUCUCAAUUCUUUGACCCAGCACUGAGAAACCCUCUUCUCUUUGACUGACAGAAUCACUGCAAAGCAAAAAGCAUUGGGAUAGGAUGGAAUGGGAUGCUCUGGGGCCAAAACUGGGGAGCUGACCCUGUGUGGGGAGGAAGCAGCCUGAAGAGUUGGAGCCCUCAUGUGAUAGAGCAGAGGUGAUGUGUGAUAUCAGGAGAGGGAGGUAUCCCGAUUAUGAAAAAUAGAGUCACUCUGUUUCUGGCAUGAAGUGACUAAAAAUGACUGGAAAGGUGUAAGCUGACUUAGUGAAAGAAUAAAUGAACCCAGAACGUGGGUGAGCAAAUCAAUCAUCAUGACCUCUCGCUCCACCAACGCAGAGUGAUUUGGGCAGGGGAGGUGGAGGUGAGGUGUUCCCCCUCCAAUUACUCUGUCCUUCCUGACCCCAGGUCUGGGACACAAAAAAGGGUGAGGUUCUUCUUGGCCAGGGCAACCUUAGCCCCAUCCAGGUAAGGAAAUGGGGCAGAGUCUGAGAGGGGCCCCUCCUAAGCCAGCUCUAGUCAGAGGAGGGAGCCAGGAGUCGACGUCAGGGAGGAUGUCAUUCACACAUUGUGCAGGCGUGCUAAUUCACUGAAGAGUUCUUGCAUUUAGUCAAACCUCAAGUGUCAUUGGUUGCACUCAAUCAUCAUUAAGCACAGCACUUUCAUACUCAUUCAAUGUUUUUAUUUUAAUCAAAGUUAUAGUGGCCCAUAUUUUAAAGAGUCAAAUAUCUGUGUAAGAUUUCUCACAAAAAAUAGUUCUCUUGGCCGUGUCUCGGUUUCUGCCUUCCUAGAGGCAGCUGCUUUGAAUGCUUUUAGCUGAUUCUUUUGAUUUUUACUUCCAUAUCUCUAAAUACCAGGUCUUUACUACUGCUUCUGUAUUGUUCAGUUCUACCCAUUGUCCAUUGCAUCGCAAAGUAGCAGGUGCAAAAGUUAAUAGUUACUGUUCUUUUUCACUCUACCCAUUCCUGUGUCUUCCCAACAUAUGUAUAUCGUGAGUAUAUUUCCUUUUUCAUGACAAAUGCCAUCUUACGUUAACUCUACUUCUCACUUUCUGCAAAUCUUAUUGUCCUCUUUAAGGUUAAUACUUGUUAUUCUUUUUGCUUGAUUAUUUCCAAUGUAGCUCUCACUAAUUCAACCUUGUUAUUUUUUUUCUCUCUGUGUGACUCUUUCUAUAAAUUAGGGUACUGUCUUUGGCUGGGUUCUCUAGAGGAGCAAGACCAGUGAAGCACACACAUACAUAUAUAUCUACAUAUAUACGUAUAUAGAGAGAGAGACGGAGAGAUUUAAUUCAAGAAAAUGGCUCAUGCAGUUGAAGAGGUUGGCAAGUCCCAAAUCCAUGGGUCAGGCAUCAGGCUGAAAGCUUCUCCUGACUCAUGUGGUUGUAGGGGCUGGUGAACCCAAAAUAUGCAGGUUAGACAGUAGGCUGUUUGCUUACUGGGCUGCAGGAGCUGGUGAAUACCAAAAUGUACAGGUCAAAUGGCAGGCUACUGGUUCAAAGGAUUUCCAGAGCUGAUGAAUCCCACAAUUUGCAGAUCAGACGGGAGCCUGAUGGUUCCUGUCUCAAGAACCAGAGAUGAGAGAAUGACAAGUUGGAUGGAGGAUCCAGAGAGAGUGACCUUUGCUAGAUCAUCCAUAUGCUGUAUAUUGGAUAUGAGCCACACCGCCAAGGAAACACCCUUUUCAACUGGUUGGCUACUCAUAUCAGGAAAUAGGGGACUGACUACAUCAGAUCACAAAAUGGAGGAUGAUUACACCAUUACAUAGCUGCCAAACCACUGAGAAUCAUGGCCCAGCAAAGUUGACACACAACCUUAACCAUCACAGCUACUUUGAAUAUUCUACCAGUUUUACCUCCUUGGAAAUAUCCCUCCUGGGCCCUCUGAUGUGCUCCCUCCUGCACUGGAGACUUCUGCACCUGGAGCAGACCCACUAUCCUAGGAUGUCCUUCCACCACCUCCCAGGAGAGUGCUUUUAUGUUAUGAUUCACCUGGCAUCCUACUAAAUUGUAGACUGUUUCAAAAUGUUAGGAGUAGGGCCUAUGAGCCUACCUUUCCAACCAGUUUCAGGUGAUAUUGAUGCUGCUGGUCUGCAGGUUUUGCAAGCAUCUCUCUUGUCUGUCUUCUGUUGUGUGUCCAAUUGUCUGUAUCAUAUGUCUUUCUCUUCUUUUACAUAUUUUCAGAUUUUGGUGGAAUUAAUAUUUUGGUAGCUUAUUUUUAAAAAAAUAUUUUAUUUAUUUUUGGUGACAAUAUACACAACCAAACACACAUCCAUUCACAAUUUCUACAUGACAAGCUCAAUAACAUUGGUUACAUACUUCAUGUUGUGUCACCAUUCAUAAAUCUCUACCCACAUUGUUUCAUCAGCAUUACUUUAGGCUCCCUGCCCCUUAAAGCUCUCAUCUGUGCUUUAGAUUAACUGCUGUCAGUUUACACUCAUCUAGAUAAUUCUUCAUAAAAGUGCUAUGCCAGAAGUAAACUUUCUUGUUGUUUACUAUAAUGAUGGCUUCAUGGGAUAGUUUUAGUUCAAGGUUUAAAGGUUAUUUCCAGGCAUUAGAUUUAGGAGUUCCCCCAGUCUCAAUGAACCCGCUAAGUCAGGUUUCCACAUGAGGUUGAAGUUCUAUUCCACAUUUUCCCUCCUUUUGAUCAGGAUCCAUUUAUUGAGUCCUUAAUCAAAAUAUUCGGUAAUGGUAGCUGAACACCAUCCAUUUCUUCUGGCCUCAUGGUAAUGAGUGAAUAAGAAAGACUAUAGAAGAAUUGACGCCUUUGAAUAGUGGUGUUGGUGAAGCAUAUUGGAUAUACCAUGGACUGCCAGAAGAAUGAACAAAUCUGUCUUGGAAGAAGUACAACCAGAAUGCUCCUUAGAAGCAAAGAUGGCGAGACUAUGUCUCACAUAUUUUGGACAUGUUAUCAGUAGGGAUCAGUCCCUGGAGAAGGACAUCGUACUUGGUAAAGUAGAUGGUCUUCGAAAAAGAGGAAGAACCUCAACAAGAUGGGUUAAUACAGUGGCUACAACAAUGGGCUCGAGCAAGCAAUGAUUGUAACCAUGCAGUUAUUGGUUCUGUUAUACAUCAGGUUGCUAUGAGUUGGAACCGACUUGACGGCACCCAACAACAGCAACAGCAACACAGUAAGGAAGGUAGUAGUUUAUGGAGGCAAUUAAACUUGCAGUCCUUUUCCUUCUCCAAAUCCUGAGUCUCCUUCCUUUGCUGCUCCAGAUGAAUAGAGACCAAUUGUCUCUUGUGUGGCCACUCUCAAGCUUUUAAGACUUCUGGUAGCUUCUUGGGAUAAUAUACGUAUGUUAUAUUUGCAUGUUUCAAGAUGUCUAUCAUAGUUGUUCUGCUUGAUUAAUAGCUUGGCUGAGUACACAAUUCUAUGCCUGAAAUUAUUUUCCCUUGGAAUUUUGCUUGUUAUGUUUAUUUCUUCCCUUGAGGAAAAGCAGAUGACUCAGGCAUUUACAGUGUAAAAAUAUCAUUUCAGGGCUGCUCACAGUUUUGGGGGAGUAGUUGAGAUUCAUUGUUAUUGUAUUUGUUGCUUUAAAAACUGACAUUUCAAGGAGGGAGAAAACUUCACAUUCAGAGAAUACAGGUGAGGAGCAACCUGGGCAACCAGAAAUGAAAUGGUAGGACUCAGAUUUUCCAAGGUAAGGACUACUUUUUUUCUUCUUAAUAUAUCCUUCUUUCCUUCCCACCAGGCCAGUUAUAAGCCAGGUUAGGGCGUGGGGCUCUUGGUGGAUUGAUUUGGUGCAAUGUUCUUUUUCUGUGGAGAAGGAUAGAGCAGCAGUUAGGUGUCAGGCAUGACUUCAAUUCUCAUCAUUCUGGAAAACUGAACUAACAAGGUUUCGGAAGACUCUGGUCUUCGUCUCUUCUUCCCCUAAAUUGGUUUGUAAUUCAGAGCCUUACUUCAUUCUCUUGGCUUCAUUUUAAUCAUCUUUGCAUGAGAAUCAAUGAUUCCUGUUUGAACUACAUCACAGGAUUUAAGACCAGAGGGAAUGGAGGAAAGGUUAAGGUUGUGGAGUUCACCCCAAGCCCACAUUUGCAGAUGAUUUCUACUUGCCUACCCUCCCUGUGGAAACCCUGGUGGCAUCGUCGUUGAGUGCUACAGCUGCUAACCAAACGGUUGGCAGUUUGAAUCCGCCAGGCGCUCCUUGGAAACUCUAUGGGGCAGUUCUACUCUGUCCUAUAGGGUCGCUAUGAGUCGGAAUCGACUCGAGGGCACUGGGUUUGUUUUUUUGUGUGUGUUUACCCUCUCUGCAAGCCUAGCUAAGCCCCUUGUAUCCUUGCCUUAAGUUCUCAGUGGGGAGCCUUUGUAGUUUGGCUCCUGCCUGGACGUGCAGUGAAGGAGGAGAGAGCAAGUCAGAGAUUCUCCACCCUCGCCUCUUGUGACUGCAUCAUGUUGUGCCGAAAUUCUUUCACAAUACACUUUCCCAGACAUUUUUGUACAGCCGAUGUCUGUGCCUAUUUUUUUUGGAAGACCCAUCAUGGAGUGGGGGUGAUUUGCAUCCCCAAUGAUACUCUGUGAAAUAAUUUUUCUUUUCAUGGAAAACAGGUGAGAUUGACAGACUGUGACUCCUAUCUUUUUCCCUUUAAGCAAUGUAUCUAUCACUAUGUCUACCUUUACUUAGAACAUUUGUACCAGCAAAAAAUUAGCAAGAUUAAUGUCAUGAACUCCAAGUUAUUGUUACCCAAGUCAACAAUUAUCAACAUUCAUCUCAUUACAUAUCUGUUCUCACCUUAUUUGCCUGACUCUUUCCCAGCACAUGACAGGCAUCAUUCAACAGGUCUUUGUGGCCCAUCCGUGAGAUAAACUCCACAACUGUAAAGGAAAGAAGGACAUGUAACACCUAUAAAUUGUUAGCUAAAACCUCUUUUGUUAUAAAUCAUGUUUGCUUGCUUGUGAUGAAUUUCUAAAUAUUAGAGAGCAGUUUGUCUUUCAUCGUGCCAAAAUAUUGCUAUUGUUGUUUUUAGCUGCUGUCGAAUAAGCCCCUGAUUCAUGGCAACCCCAAGCACGAUGGGAAGACUUCAGAUUGCAUCAGUUUUUCAUAUAGUUUUUAUUAGCUAAUUUUCAAAAGUUGAUUGCCAGGACAUUUCUCCUAGUCUAUCUUAGUCAGGAAGCUUCAGCAUCAUAGCAACAUGAAACCCUCCAUGAGAAUGUCUUAGUUGGAUUACACCCCCUUACUCUGCCCUGAAUUGAUAAAGUAAUGGAAACAUUCCCCCUCAGUCUAGGUCUUGUUUAGAUAGUUGAGGAAGAUCACCUCCAAGAACAGAAGAGGAAAUCUAUUGGAUCUCUGUUUGACACUGCAUUUAAUGGUGAAUAAAGUGAUCAUGUGGGAUGUGAGGAAGAGGGUAAAGGGGGGUUAACGGUGAUGGAAAAAUAGCAUUGAUUAAGGGUAGGGUUGCACGGCCGAUUAUUGUAAUUGCUGUCCAUAAGUUGUACACCUGUAAAAAGUCAAAUUGGCAAAAGUUGUGUGAUAGGCGUAUUUACAAAAUAAUAAUAAUAAUAAUAAUAGCUGCUGAAGCUGCUUACUAGUAUGUACAACCAAACGCCUCAUGGGAUUUUGUUUUUUGGUUUGGAGAUUUUAGGGUCAUGGUUUCACGGAACAUCCCAGUUAAUUGGCCUUACAACGUGUUUAGUGCUUCUGUUCUACUUCCCAGUUUGUUGUGUAGUGCCCGGGGACUUAAAAACUUGCAAGCACCCACUCAGGGCACAGAAUUGGCCUCUAUUCACCUGGAGCAACAGAGGAAGAAGGAGAAUCAGGAAUAGGAGGGUAUGGAAUGCUUGGGUAAUUGCCUCAACGAACAACUACCUGCUUUGCCAUGAGAUCAGAAGAACUGAAUGGUGCCCAGCUACCAUUGCUAAACACAUUGAUCAAAGAUUCCAUAAAAGAAUCCAGGUCCAAAGGGGGACAUGUAGAACAGAAUUUCAAAUUCUUAUGGACUCUUAAACUUUCUGGAGCCACGAACCCCUGAAACUAUUGCCUUGAGAUAAUCUUUAAACCUUAAACCAAAAAUAUACCCUGAAGUCAUCUUAAAACUGAAUAAUAGUUCAGCUUAACUAGUAAAAAUGCAUGCCUUGAACAUCAUGCUCUUUUAGAACUAUAUAUGGAAUCAAAUGGACAAUGGCAACUCAAAAAAUUAGGUAGGAACUUUAGGGGUCAGUGAGUUUAUGUGAAUGAGGGAGGAACAACUCACAAAAAGAGGUUGAGAAUGGUUGCACAACUAGAACAAUGUAGUCAAUGUCACUACAUUAUACAUGUAGAAAGGAAUUGGUAGAUAUUUUGCUGCGUAUAUGAACAACAACAACAACAAAAUAAAUAAAUAAAAUUUAGGAAAAUAAAAGUCACUGUAUAACUUGUGUCUAGUUGUGGUGUCUCUCAUUAUCCUGUAAUUUCAUUGUAACUGUACUUAUCAAAAGAAUCACAGAAAGGGUCUGCCCAGAAAGGAAAGUUGUGAUGGUUAAGAUUGUGUGUCAACUUGGCUGAGCCAUGAUUCUCAGUGUUUAUAUGUAAUCAUCCUCAUGAUUGAAUCUGCUGUGCGUAGCCAAUCAGUUGAGAGGGAGUUUCCAUUGGGGGUGUGGCCUGCAUCCGAAUAAAAGCAGACCUCCCUUUUUUGCUUACCCUGAAUCCUGUGCUGCUUCCAGUUUGUCUGACCUCCAGGUCUUGGGACUUGAGCUAUCAGCUUAUCUGCAGAUCUUGGAAUUCGAGGAUCUUCACAGCCUGAGAGCAGGAGUCCCACUCUCUGACAUGCCAGUCUUGGGUUUGCCAGCCCCUGUGGCUAUGUGAAUUGAGAGAAGCCUCUAUCCUGAUAAAUGGACUUGGAACGUUUCAGCCUCUGCAAUUGUGUAAGCCGUUUCCUUGAUAUAAAUCUCUCUCUAUGUAUAUUUAUACACUUUACUGGCUUUGAUUCCCUAGAGAAUCCAGCCUAAGACAAUAAAGUCAUCCCAAAAAUUGUAGCCCUGUGACACCAGAGCCCUCACUGCUGUUUUCAUUUAUUUAUUUUUUAAAUUUUAUGGUGCUUUGGGUGAAAGUUUACAGCUCAAGUUAAUUUCUCAUUCAAAAAUUUAUACACAUAUUGUUUUGUGACAUUGGUUCUAAUCCCCUCAAUG